Molecule: messenger RNA, 636 nt
Organism: Rotaria sp. Silwood1
Lineage: Eukaryota; Metazoa; Rotifera; Eurotatoria; Philodinida; Philodinidae
Source: the annotation of a GenBank genome assembly
AUGAUUGUUAGUGGUCGAUUGGGACGAGAAAUAGUUCCCUCUAUUUACGAGCUUCGACAAGUUAUAUCAAUCUAUGUUUACUGCACGGAUAAGGAAAGUAACAAAAAAUGGGCUGACAAAUUUGCAAAAAUAAAAGCUGUUGUUGUUGAACUUGAUGAACUUGUCGUUCAAAUUAAAGCUGAUCAUAAAAUUCAGAAAAUGGUGGAAGAACCAUUAUCAAUUAAUAUCUUCACGACAAGUACUGAUGCCGGUAAAUCAACAAUGGGUAUAAAUGGUCAAUUUGUUUUUUCUCAAGUUCUCAUUGAUUGUCUUCUACGACUAAAAUCCAAUCAAACAGAUACAAAAGAACUUAUUGAUCAUUGUAAACAGCUAUAUGAAGGUAAUAGUGUUGAGUUGAGCAAUCUUCGUGAAUUUCAAAACGAUUAUUCGCCUGAUAAAGUCUUACAGUGGUAUACACGAGAAUCGUUCUUUUACAAAACUCUUAAUGCAGUUCUACGUACCGAAAAUAUUCAUAUGACUUUUUUAUUCUGUGGAUUUAUCUCUGAUAUUCAACGUCAAUUGAAAUAUCAUCAAGCUAAGAAUCCUGUACGAGUUUAUCGAGACAAAGGAUAUCAAGCGAUGAAUUGGAAACUUUAA